This is a messenger RNA of Arachis ipaensis, 549 nucleotides long. NCBI's taxonomy places the organism in Eukaryota, Viridiplantae, Streptophyta, Magnoliopsida, Fabales, Fabaceae. The record is from RefSeq and is a predicted model, not a curated record.
AUGGAUCUGUUAUCUUGGAAUAUUAGAGGGUGUGUGAACAAGGCAUCUAUACGCACCGUAAAAGAACUCUGCAAACAGUAUCGACCUGAUAUGGUAAUUUUAUUGGAGACAAAGUGUAGUGGUGACACAACAGAUAAGGUGAUUAGAGAAAUGAGUUUUAAUUAUUGUAUUAGGGAGGAGGCUAAGGGGUUUGCAGGAGGCAUUUGGGUUUUGUGGAAUAAUCCUAACCUGAAUGUACAGGUGUUGAGAAACCAUCAGCAGUUCCUUCAUUUACAAAUUGUUGAUUUUAAGAGAAGAGUUUGGUGCCUAACAAUAGUGUAUGCUAGCCCACAUGCUCACUUGAGAUCUAAACUUUGGGAAGAAAUGAAGAAAAUUGCGCCUGAUAUGAAAUUGCCAUGGCUUUUGAUUGGAGACUUCAAUGAUAUUAGUAAGGCAGAUGAGAAAAAAGGAGGUGCUACUCUAGACAUGCAUGCUGUGAAUCGUUUUAAGAGAUGGAUAGAGGAAUGUGGUUUAAUUGACAUGGGAUAUAUUGGCUCAAAGUUUACAUGA